Molecule: messenger RNA, 1332 nt
Organism: Penicillium alfredii
Lineage: Eukaryota; Fungi; Ascomycota; Eurotiomycetes; Eurotiales; Aspergillaceae
Product: bifunctional nucleoside/nucleotide kinase/histidine phosphatase family protein
Exons: 3
Coding region: 1-1332 (443 amino acids)
Biological process (GO): fructose 2,6-bisphosphate metabolic process; fructose metabolic process
Cellular component (GO): cytosol
Molecular function (GO): ATP binding; fructose-2,6-bisphosphate 2-phosphatase activity; 6-phosphofructo-2-kinase activity
Source: RefSeq, a predicted model, not a curated record
AUGGCCUCCGUUAACUUGCCAGUUCAGUCCGAUGAGUCGAAAAUAUGUGUGGUGAUGGUGGGCCUCCCGGCCCGAGGCAAGAGCCUCAUCGCGGGAAAAGCCAUGCGAUAUCUGGCCUGGGUGGGUGUCCAGGCUCGGGUUUUUAAUGUCGGCAGCUACCGCCGCAACAACACCCCACAGCCGCAGGCUACCUUCUUUGAUCCGCACAAUGCAGAAGGAGAGCGCAUGCGACGUGCAGCAGCAGAGAUGGCCAUGACCGACAUGCUGCAGUGGUUCAAGUCAAGCAAGGGGGUGGUGGCUAUCCUGGAUGCCACCAAUUCUACCCAGGACCGACGAAAGUGGAUCUACGAGAAGUGUCGUGAUGCCGACAUUGAAACCCUCUUUGUCGAGUCCAUCUGUGAUGAUGAGGAUCUGAUCAUGACCAACAUCCUGGAAGUCAAAACCACUUCUCCCGACUACAAGGGCCAGGACCCCGAGCUGGCUGCCUUGGAUUUCCGCCGCCGAAUCCGCAACUAUGAAAAGGCAUAUGAGACCAUCGACGACAACGAGAAGCACUACACCUAUGUCAAGCUCAUCAACGUCGGGUCCACCGUGAUCAUCAACCAGAUCAAGGACUAUCUUUCCAGCCGCCUUGUGUACUACAUCCAGAAUCUCCAUAUCAAGCCCCGCUCGAUCUGGUUGUCUCGACAUGGAGAAUCUGAAUACAACCUCACUGGGCGUAUUGGCGGCGAUUCCAGCAUCUCGGAGCGCGGCGAGGCCUAUGCUCGCGCACUGCCUGAGCUCAUGCGCAAAUCUGGGAUUCCACCCAACACCAAGAUUGUCAUCUGGACAUCAACGCUUCGCCGUACGAUCCAGUCAGCCCGCCAUUUGACCGCGGAAACGGGAUUCGAGAAGCUCGAGUGGAAGGCGCUGGAUGAGCUCGACUCAGGGGUAUGCGACGGCCUGACCUACGAGCAAAUCGCUGAGAAGUACCCGGAAGAUUUCGCUGCCCGUGACGAGGACAAGUACAACUACCGCUACCGCGGCGGCGAGUCCUACCGUGACGUGGUGAUUCGGCUGGAACCCAUCAUCAUGGAACUUGAGCGCAGCGAGAACGUUGUGAUUGUCACACACCAGGCGGUGCUGCGCUGCAUUUACGCCUACUUCAUGAACGUGCCCCAGGAAAAGAGCCCCUGGAUGGAGGUGCCUCUGCACACACUCAUCAAGCUCACCCCGCGCGCCUAUGGUACCGAGGAACAGCGCUUUAAGGCUGACAUCCCGGCCGUCUCGACCUGGCGUGGCAAGGGCACCUCGGCGAAGCAUCAGGAGUUCCCGGCGGACAGCAAACCAUAG